GAAGUGAUUGUCAAUGUGAUUAAUUGUUGGUUUACAUGUUCUUUUACUGAAUUUAUAAUCAUUACGCAACUUGCACUGGAAUGUCUGACUUUUGUAUUUGAAAGCCAAAAAAAACGUGAAUGAAUGAAACUGUAAAUUUUAUUCUUUAAGUAAGGAGGAAUUAUUAAUUGUAUAAAUCUCUGAGAUUUUCUCAGAUUAUAUUAACUACAACAAAGGAAAAAAUUCUUUAUUUGAGGAAUUAUUCAAUUGAUUAAUUAUACAAAAGAAAAAAUUGAAUUGUGUCUACAGAAAGAUAACAAGAUAUUCCGAAGUCAGUGUCUUGUACUUCAUUAUAGGCAAUAGUGGAUUAUAUCGACAGUAAUUUACAUGAACACAACUGCACUAGAAGAACCAAAUGACUGAUUAAGUGCAGGAACAGGGAUUUUAUCCUGGAGCAAAAAAUAUUCAAUAUAUUCUGUUUGAUUUUAAGUCUUUGUUGUUUUUCUGUGUAACCGAUAACGUUGAUUGAAGUGGUAUUAAAACACAAGGAGCUUCGUUUCCGAUUUUUCUUGAGUGUUUAAAGCAAAUCCGACUGAAAACCCUGUUAAUGGUAUCCUUUGGGAUAUUACUGAAGAAACAACACUCAUUGGAUAGUUUUUUUUAUGUCAUCAGGAGUUAACAUCCCAGUGGUUGGCCUCUAAGAUUUUUCAAUAUCCUCUUCUGGGCCUCAGGAUUAUCGAGUUUAUAUAACUUCACCCUUUUGGUUGAGUGCAGCAAAUUUUGCAAAAUUGAGUAAAAAAUUGUAAUCACUAGACUAUAAAAGAAAUGUGUGUUGACAAUUACUUGUAAGAACUCAUUGGAUGGAGGUGUUUUGAGCAGGCUCAGCGACCACUAAUCCGGAAAAUUUUAAAUUACAUUCAUUCUUUAUUAUAGAUAUGUACUAAAUUAAUUUGUAGUUCAUAGAGGUUUUUAUUGAUUUGGUUGUGGAGAAAUUGAAAAACGAUUGCAUUUCGUGUAAAUAAAACAUUAAUUUGGAUGUUUGAUAGAAGCAAAAGUGCUGAUUUGAUUGAAAAUUGAAUUACAAGUGAAAAUUUGACCAAAUUCAGUUCUUGAGUUGAUAAGUUUGUGUAGAAUACAGUUGUACUGCAACUAAAAGGAAAAUAACAAAUUAAGACUUUCACAAGUUAACACUUACAGUUAGUGAGAUUGCAAAUUUUAAAGGGCAUGGAUUAUUGUUUAUUAUUUCCUUUUGGAGAAAAAUAAGAUAACAUUUAUUAUGUAAAAAUAAUUCAGUGAGAAAGGAAGGUUUUAUCAUCGGAAGCAAUUCUGCUGGAUCACUUCAUAAACAUUGUAUACCUAAUGUUAAUAAUACAAAAAGUUUGGAUAUGGAUGGAAAUGGACCAGUUAUCAGUAGUUCAGAUGUAAAGUCAGAUUUAUCAAGAUCUGGCAGUGACAAUUCAGCAAAAAAUCCCAGAAUUCCUUUGUCAUAUCUUGUUGCCCUGUUGCAACCGUCCAACAUACCAGACACACUGGAUCGAGAGGCAUCAUCAGCACCGGAUCAUUCCGGACGAAUGGCGGUGACGCGUGUUCCAACACCGCCACCGCCAGAAAUGUCAUGUCCAGUAGCAGAAAACUGGUGUUACACACAGGUGAAAGUUGUGAAGUUUUCCUACAUAUGGACAAUAAACAAUUUUAGUUUCUGUAGAGAAGAAAUGGGUGAAGUUUUAAAAAGUUCCACAUUCUCAGCUGGAGCUAAUGAUAAAUUAAAAUGGUGUUUGAGGGUGAAUCCUAAAGGUUUAGAUGAAGAAAGUAAAGACUAUUUAUCGUUAUAUUUAUUAUUAGUGUCGUGUAAUAAAAGUGAAGUUAGAGCCAAGUUCAAAUUCUCAAUACUUAAUGCAAAAAGGGAGGAAACAAAGGCUAUGGAGAGCCAAAGAGCCUACAGAUUUGUUCAAGGAAAGGACUGGGGAUUUAAAAAAUUUAUACGAAGAGAUUUUCUUAUGGACGAACAAAAUGGCUUAUUGCCAGAUGACAAAUUAACAAUAUUUUGUGAGGUCUCAGUAGUAGGUGACACAGUAAAUGUGUCGGGACAGUCAAAUUGUACCCCAGUCAAAGUACCAGAAUGUAAAUUAAGUGAUGACCUUGGUAGUCUCUUUGAAAGGUCAUCGUUUAGUGAUGUCACGUUAUGUGUUGGAGGAAGAGAAUUUCAAGCUCAUAAAGCAGUAUUAGCAGCUAGGUCUCCUGUCUUUAAUGCAAUGUUUGAACAUGAAAUGGAAGAAAGAAAGCAGAACCGUGUAGAAAUUACAGAUGUUGAUCAUGAGGUGAUGAGAGAAAUGUUACGAUUUAUAUACACAGGGAAAGCCCCCAACUUAGACAAAAUGGCUGAUGAUUUAUUAGCUGCUGCAGACAAGUAUGCAUUAGACAGAUUAAAAGUUAUGUGUGAAGAGGCAUUGUGUUCAAAUUUAAGUAUAGAAAAUGUGUGUGAAGUUUUGGUGCUAGCUGAUUUACAUAGUGCUGACCAGUUAAAAACACAUGCUAUAGAUUUUAUAAACAGUCAUGCAACAGACAUUAUGGAAACCCAAGGCUGGAAAACAUUAAUUCAAAAUCAUCCUCAUUUAAUCGCUGACGCUUUUCGUGCUUUAGCAAGUCAGCAGAGUCCACCAUUAGGUCCUCCAAGAAAACGAGUGAAGACUUCAUAGCCCUUGUAGUUAACAUUAAUAGUAUAUGAACUACAUUAGCUUUCCUGUAAAUUAUUCCCAGCAAAUUAUGUGAUACUGUUGCAACAGAUUUUAUAUUGAGGACUUGAUCAAAGAACAGACUUGAUAUAGACGUGAGGAAAACAGCAUACAGAUAAACCUACUAACACCUGAGGGUUAGUCGAUAAAUCUUUUGACGGGGAUCACUCUUGUGACAGUUAAAAAGAAGAAAGAGAAAGUUGCAACCUUUCCCAUUUAUUCCUUUAGUUUAGCACCAGGAAUAAUUGCUAUGGUUAAAGUGGCAAAGUAUCGUGAAGAAUUUAGAAUGUGGAAUUCAAACUUGUCAAGGACAGGUUACUACAGAUAAAUUAGUCGCUAGUUACUAAAUAUGUAUUGACACUUAAUAAAUGAUCCAUGAGUCAUUAGUGCAUUUUAUGUAUUUAUAGUUAAACUGGUAUGCUAUUAUUUGUACAGAAAGCAUGUUUAACUUUAAUGUUAAACGAGUGAGUGGUAUGCUUACUUAAUAGAACCAUUGCAAUUGUAAAACUCCAAUAUUUUGCAAUAUCAAAAAGUCUCAAAGCUGUUAAAUCUGAUUGUUUUGUUCAAUUGAUUCAGUAAUGUUCCUAAAAGCCUAUUUUUAUAUAGGUUCAAAGAAUGCAUGUUCUUCUUUUGCCUUCUUUAUGCUUUAUUUGUACAUGUAGUAUUGCAAAAUGUAUUGUUCAAAGACAUUUUGAUAGGAAAUACAGUUUUUUGUCAAAUUUAAACUAUGCUGUUCAAAUGCACUGUUAAAAGCAAUAUUCAUCGCAUAUUUUUCAUUUAUGUGGGCAACUUGGGAUCGCUGACCCAACUCUGCUUGAUAUAAAAUCAGUCAGGUAUUGUUACUCAAUCUGAAUAUUUUCAUUUUUACAUGUCCGAAAUGUGCAUGUAAUAUUUGCCACUGGAUGUUAAACAUAGAAUAAAUCUCCAAACAAUAGUAUUUGGCUUGAAUUGUGCAACAAUUAUGUUAAAGUUUGUGUCUUUGUUCCUUUUCAUAUAAUAAAUCAGUGCUUUCACACAAUUCUUUUAUUUUUUGCAUCAUUUUACAUAUUUCUAUAUCCUUUGUUGAACUGCAAAGCAGCAACUUAGGAUCCCAUAAAGUGAGGGCUAUUUAAAGGAUAAAAGCAAACACUGUUUGUACCAGGAGAUUAAUGAUAUGUUUUGUAGUGAAACAUAAAUCAUAGUUUUUUUCACCAUCACAACAGCUGUUUUAUUUACCAUUUUCGCAGAAUGAAUGGAUAUUUGUAUGAUUGUAAUCUGUAUACAUGGAAUUUAUGUUAAAAUGUAUUUAUGACUUUGUAAAUUUUUUGCCAAAUAUCACAAUUCCAAAUUUGGUGUCAUUAAAUUAAAGAAUAUUAGCUAGUGUAGUUUAAGAUUUAAAUGCUAUAGGAUAAUUAUUGAGAGAAAUAAAGAACUUUUUGAGAAAGAUAAAUGCACAUGUAAGGUAUAUGUCAGUGAAUAAGGUAUGUGAAGGCUAUUUUAUUUAAAUGUAUGUAUCUAUGUUUGGGUGGAAUGUAUUAAUAAAAUCAAUUUUGAUAGCCCAGCACAAUUUUUUUUUUUAAUACUAUGAUUAAUGUAAUUUGACAGUAACCAGUUUUGAAUCUUUGUAAUGUAGACGCUCUAAGAUAAAGGAAAAGAACCAGAAGAGUUAGUGUUAUAGUGUUGAUAUUGAUGCAUUGUUUCAAAAAUGAGAGCACACUCGAAGCUUUUAAUUUUUUUAAAGGCACAGAAACCUGUUUACAGUAUAAAUAGUGUAUUGAAUAUUGGACAUGAGAUUGAGGUUCAGCAGGUCUGAACUUAUUGUUGAUUGUGUAUUAUUUUGACUUAUUUCAGCUAAAAAAAUGUAGGGUUGUUCCAUUCAAACAAGCAAUCUACCAAGGGAAAGCAUUUAAAAAUAGGAUCAUCAUUCAUAGAUUCAAUUAUAGAAUUUAUCCACUUUCACUAUACAGCAUAAAUCCAUAGCCGAGAUUUUGAAUUGUCUCCCCUUGAUCUUAUGUAUGUUUGUUAAGAAACCGUCCUAAAAAAUAUAGAAUACCAUACAUAAAAACAAAAGCAUUUCUUGAUUUCAGUUUCAUUAUUAAAUACUUUUUUCAAAUUUAUAAAAGUUGCUAGAAACUAACUUUAUUAAAGUGCAAAAUAGGGUUUUUGUUUUCUUGAUUAAUUUUUUCUUUUUCUUUUCUUUUCUUUUGUCUGGUUAAUGUUUUAUGAAAUUAUACUAAAUAAAUCAGGAUUUUUGUAAUAAACUACAAAUUGCAUUAAACAUUUAAGAUAUUUAACAGAGAAAAUGACACUGAUAAACAAAGAAGCACAAUUAAUGGACUAAAUAGUCUCAAUUUACCCAGAUUCUAAAUAUCGAGGGGUAAAAACCUAUUUAUAGUCUCUAUCCCCUGGUACUUGAUUACUUAUCUUAACUUAUUGUUAAACUAUGUAAAAAUUUACUUGUUCCGCUUAUAUGAGAUAUUUUUAAAACAAAUUGAUAAGUGCCCCUCAAAACUUAAUUAACAAGUAAACCUGUUUAUAAAUAAUGCAAAAUCCACAUUUUUAUUGGAGAAUGCUACGGUUAUGUAAGAUUACUCGAGAUUGGAUAAUAAUUUUUUGUUUACAAAAGACCAUUAAUAUUUUAUGCAUGCUGUUUAAAAAGUAUUUAUUAUCCAAAUAAGUAGAAUAUUAAUGCAAGUCUCUUUGUCACAGCAUCAUGGAUAUAAUAGGCCAUUGCUAUUUACUUAUUGGUAUGCUAGCAUUCCUUUGUCAUAGCAAGACCUGCUUAACUACCAUGCUUCAUCAACUUCUGAAUUUUUAGCUCACCUGGUCCGUCGUCUGUCGUCGUUAACUUUUACAAAAAUCUUCUCCUCUGAAACCACUGGGUCAAAUUAAAUUAAACUUGGCCACAAUCAUCAUUAGGGUAUCUAGUUUAAAAAAUGUGUCCGGUGACCCGGCCAACCAUCCAAGAUGGCCGCCAUGGCUAAAAAUAGAACAUAGGGGUAAAAUGCAGUUUUUGGCUUAUAACUCAAAAUCCAAAGCAUUUAGAGCAAAUCUGACAAGCAAUUAAAUUGUUAUUCAGGUCAAGAUCUAUCUGCCCUGAAAUUUUCAGAUGAAUCCGACAACCCGUUGUUAGGUUGCUGCCUCUGAAUUGGUAAUUUUAUGGAAAUUUUUGCUGUUUUUGGUUAAUAUCUUGAAUUUUAUUAUAGAUAGAGAAAAACUGUUAACAGCAAUAAUGUUCAGCAAAGUAAGAUUUACAAAUAAGUCAACAUGACCGAAAUGGUCAGUUGACCCCUUUAGGAGUUAUUGCCCUUUAUAGUCAUUUUUAAACCAUUUUUCAUAGAUCUUAGUAAUCUUUUAGAAAAAUCUUCUCCUCUGAAACUACUGGGUCAAAUUUAACCAAACUUAGCCACAAUCAUCAUUGGGGUAGCUUGUUUGAAAAAUGUGUUGGGUGACCCGGCCAACCAUCAAAAAUGGCCGCCAUGGCUUAAAAUAGAACAUAGGGAUAAAAUGCAGUUUUUGGCUUAUUACCAUGAUUACUCAAAAACCAAAGUUUUAGAGCAAAUCUGACAAGGGGUAAAAUUGUUUAUCAGGUUAAGAUCUAUCUGCACUGAAAUUUUCGGAUGAAUCUGACAUUCCGUUGUUAGGUUGCUGCCCUUGAAUUGGUAAUUUUAAGGAAAUUUUGCUGUUUUUGUUUAAUAUCUUGAAUAUUAUUAUAGAUAGAGAUAAACUGUAAACAGCAAUAAUGUUCAGCUUAGUAAGAUUAACAAAUAAGUCUAUAUGACCAAAAUGGUCAAUUGACCUCCUAAGGAGUUAUUGCCCUUUAUAGUUAAUUUUAAACAAUUUUCAUAAAAUUUGUAUAUUUCACUAUCAUUUUCCACUGAAACUAACUGGACCAAGUUCAUUAUAGAUACAGAUAAUUGUAAGCAGUAAUAAUGUUUAGUAAAGUAAGAUCUACAAACACAUCACUAUCACCAAAACGCAAUUUUGUCAUGGAUCCAUCUGUGUCUUUUGUUUAAUAUUCACAUAGACCAAGGUGAGCGACACAGGCUCUUUAGAGCCUCUAGUUUACAUUCCUCAACAGUUUUAUAAUUAGGUGUGCUUACUAAAAAUAACUCACAAUUGACCCUCUAUAAAUAUUUUGAAUGCUAUCUAUUAUCAGUAUUUCAUGUCUUGAAGAUUGUGUACCUUGUAUCCUGUCGCUUUGUAAACUGAAUUUAAAGUACACAUUGCAUUUUUUUUUAAUUCUCUUUUAAGCAAUACCUCUGUUUUAUCUAUUAUUUAUAUACGAGAAAGAACAGAUAGGGAUAUACAUAAUAAAUAUUCUAACUUUUUCUUUAGAGAUAAUUAUUUAUAUAUUCAAACAAAAUAUGGCCAGUAAUAUUGACAUUUUUCAAUAAAUACUGUGGAUUCACUUAUUUUUGUGGGUACCAAUUUUCGUGGAUUGAGGAGAAUAUGCAUUUUCAAUGAUAUUUGAUUUCAUGUUUUUUGUCAAUCUCUGCACACUAAGCCUUUUGAACAUUUGUAAUUUGUUGAAGAUUUGAAUUUGUGGAUCACCCGUAUUCAUAAAACCCAUGAAAAUUGAUAUCCACUAAUUAGAAAUGAACCCACAGUACUUUGAAUUUCUGUUUCUCGUAGAGGUAUUGGUUUCUAACAAGUCACUGUGUGCAAUUUUAUUUAAAGGUCCAGUAAGAGGUACAAGUCAAUAUAACAUGUGAGGAAUGAUAUUUUUUUGAAGACUUAUUUAUUUGUGUUAGUGCUAAGUUUAAAUGGUUAUGAAUCAAUAUUAUGGGAUGACUCAGCUUAGUCUUUAAGUCUUUCCUAUGCUUUUCAGUCUGAAGUAAUUUAUAGGUUUUCACAAAGUAUUGUGUAUUUUUAAUUAAGCAUGAUCUUUUGUGUAAAAUGCUUUUCUUUAAAAAAAAUAAUGGGGGAAAAUGUGAUUAAAAACUUUCAAAUUCAAGAAAGAGUUGAAACUGAUUUUCCUUAUUUGUAAAUUUAUUUCACAACAAUGUCAUUUAUUUAAAGUCCUUUGAUCUUUACCAAUAUUCAAGUAUCACUUACAUCUGUAUGUUUUUUUGGAGGUUUAAAACAACAUGUUUGGUAACAUUAUAAUAAAUGUGAAAGAUGAAUCAGAACUGCAAAUUUGAUUUUUGAAUUUGGCAAAUUUUGAAUACAAGUAUGAAAGUGAUGAAUGAAUAAAUGGAAAUAUGGGGUAUAAAAUAGCAUCAAUGGAUAUAAACAUAUUCUGUUGGAAGUAAAUCUAUGUAUUUUCAUUUAAACACAUUCAUUUUUUUUAAGGAUAUCUGCUCUGAUGCAUGAAAACAUAAAAUUUGCAGUAUUGUUAAAAAUUGCAUUCAGCAGUCGUUUGCUGAUUUUUUUUCCUAUUUAUAAAAAAUACAAAUUGCUGAAAACAUUAAAGUACAAUAUUAAGACUUGAAUUUAAAUAUCAGUAAGUCUAAUUUUUGACCUGCAAGUGAAACAAAUACAAAGGAAAUGGUUUUACCUCUUUGUUGGAUUUAAAUGCAGGAAUUGAGAAUUAGGAAAUUCAGAUAACUUUAAGCUGAUGUUAUAUCCAUAAAUUUUGUGGUGGGUGAAAAGAGCAUUCAAUCUCAUUCCAUGUAAAUUAUUAUAUAGGUAUAUAUGUUGUAAAUAAAUCAAUGAUCAAAAACUA
Mytilus trossulus (common blue mussel) is the source of this 8358-nucleotide messenger RNA. RefSeq names its product speckle-type POZ protein-like. Lineage: Eukaryota; Metazoa; Mollusca; Bivalvia; Mytilida; Mytilidae. Gene Ontology annotation, cellular component: cytoplasm; nucleus. The coding region runs from base 1365 to 2675 and encodes 436 amino acids. Gene Ontology annotation, molecular function: ubiquitin protein ligase binding. The transcript is spliced from 10 exons. The record is from RefSeq and is a predicted model, not a curated record. Gene Ontology annotation, biological process: proteasome-mediated ubiquitin-dependent protein catabolic process; regulation of proteolysis.